AUGGUGACGUUCAAGGGAGAGAAAAUCCCAGUAUGCUACGCCUCGUGUUCAGUCGGGCACGAUGGCUCUAAGCAUACACUUCCAAAGAAGCUGGCAGCCAUUGCAGGCGCUGGAUUUGAGGCUAUUGAACUGUCAAUGCCAGAUAUUCUGGCAUACGGCAAAGAGAUAUCCAACGAUGGCUCGGAGCCUGAUCCCAAAGAUUAUGCGAGACUUCAAUCCGUCGGGAAAGAGAUCCGUCAACUCUGCGAGCAGCAUAAACUGAAGAUACUCAUCUUACAACCAUUCGCCAAUUUCGAGGGAUGGCCAAAGGACAGCGACGAGAGAAAAGAUGCAUUUGAACGUGCCAAAGGAUGGAUGUCGAUCAUGGAAGCAGUCGGUACCGAUAUGCUGCAGGUAGGAUCAUCGGACGCCGAAGGGAUCUCGAGCGAUUUCGAUCAGCUAGCUGCAGACUUGGCAGAACUCGCAGACAUUCUGGCUGAAAAGGGAUUCAAAAUUGCAUAUGAAAACUGGUGUUGGGCAACACAUGCACCAUCAUGGAGAGAUGUCUGGGAAAUAGUACAGAAAGCAGACAGACCUAACCUAGGACUGUGCCUGGACACCUUUCAAAGCGCUGGAGGGGAGUGGGCAUCUCCAGUAACCAAAUCUGGCUUGGUUGAGGACACUCAAGAAAAAGAGAUAGAUCGCAGGUGGAAAGAGAGCUGUGAGCUACUGUCAAGAACGAUACCACCAGAAAAGAUAUUCUUCUUGCAGAUCUCGGAUGCUUACAAAAUGGAUCCGCCCUUGGAAGAUAAACCCGAUGAAAGUGGGCUGAGACCUCGAGGUCAGUGGAGUCAUGAUUAUCGACCGAUACCUUAUGACGGAGGUUAUCUGCCAGUGGAAGACUUCACCAAAGCUGUACUUCAGACAGGGUUUCGAGGUUGGCUGUCACUUGAGGUGUUUGAUGGCAAAGGCCCUGAGAAGUACGGUGAUGACAUGGCCCCCUUUUUAGGCAAGGGCUUCGAAUCUUUGCAGACGUUACUGCAAACAGUUGAAAGGGACCAAUAG
This is a messenger RNA of Exophiala bonariae, 1044 nucleotides long. RefSeq lists its product as uncharacterized. The record is from RefSeq and is a predicted model, not a curated record. The transcript is spliced from 2 exons. NCBI's taxonomy places the organism in Eukaryota, Fungi, Ascomycota, Eurotiomycetes, Chaetothyriales, Herpotrichiellaceae. The coding region runs from base 1 to 1044 and encodes 347 amino acids.